This is a messenger RNA of Lotus japonicus, 711 nucleotides long. RefSeq lists its product as uncharacterized. The transcript is spliced from 2 exons. Lineage: Eukaryota; Viridiplantae; Streptophyta; Magnoliopsida; Fabales; Fabaceae. The record is from RefSeq and is a predicted model, not a curated record. The coding region runs from base 80 to 604 and encodes 174 amino acids.
GUUUUUGCGUGGAACAGCUAUAUGUACUACUCGUACCAUACGGUCAUUUCCUCGAUUUUUACGUUGGCGAAAUGUUGCAAUGCGUAAGGAUAAAAUAUUGAAAGCAUUUGAAGACAAUUGUAUACUCGAGAAGUUGGCUGCCACAAGUGAAGAGCUACAGAAUGAUGUUGUGAUGGAAGCCAUGCAAAAGGCACCAAGCGGGUUUCCCCAUUGGCACAAGCUGAAUUUGAUUGCCGAGAGAGAGACACGUAAACAUCAGGUCAUACUUGCACACAAGGAGAUUAAGGAAAUGAUAUAUUUUAUUCAAGAUGAUUUGAUGAUGAUUAAGCAAGUACUUCAACCAACUAUGCAGCCAAGCCCACAAACUAUUAAUUACACGUGUGAGGAUGAAGCAAACACAUGGUGUGAUGAUAAUCGUAGUUCUCCCAAAGAUCAUGAUGAAUGCCACAUUGAGGAACAAAAUCACCAAGUGAGAUCCAACAUAUACACGCGUCUUAAGGAUCAACCAAGAAAGCGCAUAGAAAGUGCAGUAACUAGAUCACCUUGGACUACAUAUCAGAGGAGACGCAACAAGGGAAAGGAGGUUAAAGUUGGAAAUUUGUGACAAUUUUUGUUAUGUUCUUUUAUGAAGAAAAUUGGCUUAAAUAGGAAAUUUUGUUAACUGGGUAGUUUUGAUGUACUAUGUAGAUGCACCAUUUAUGGUGGUUUUGU